CCGGAUGUAACACAGGACAAGGACAAAGUUGAUUUCACCAAGGGAUCUGUUGAUGAGUUCAAAUAUUACCCUGAUAACCCAACUUCCAACUUCCACAAGGCCAAGUUUGCCGCCAAGGGGCCCUCCAGAUACUACGACCCAUGUCAAGAAAGUGCGAACAUGAGUAUCAAAUGUUUGGAGUCGAACAACUAUGACAGGGAGAUGUGUUAUGAAUACUUCAAGGCGUAUAGAGAGUGUAAGAAGGAAUGGCUAGCACAUAGAAGAAAAGAGAAUGGCGGCUGG
This is a messenger RNA of Williopsis jadinii, 282 nucleotides long. RefSeq names its product Cox23p (gene COX23). The record is from RefSeq and is a predicted model, not a curated record. Lineage: Eukaryota; Fungi; Ascomycota; Saccharomycetes; Phaffomycetales; Wickerhamomycetaceae.